Molecule: messenger RNA, 3592 nt
Organism: Gryllus bimaculatus (two-spotted cricket)
Lineage: Eukaryota; Metazoa; Arthropoda; Insecta; Orthoptera; Gryllidae
Source: the annotation of a GenBank genome assembly
CCUGAGCAAACGACGGUGACGAUAGACGUCGUCACAUCCAUUUUCUAAUUACGAGAAUCAGUUUGACUUCAUUUACAGCAGUUUCAUUACCUCGCAAUCUUAAAAUUCUUAUUUUAUUUUUUUAAAGCUAUAUAUUUUUACCAAAGUUUAGAGAUAAGUAAUGGAAAAUAAAACAUAAUUUGAUUACUUUCUGAGGUUUGCAUGACAAUCCUCGGCCAUAUUUUGUCAGAUCGAGCGAUUUUCAGGGCCAAAUAUCUUGUGUUUUUCCUUGUGUGUACGAAGUGACGUUUACAAAUUUAGUUUUAGUGUGUAUUGUUGGUAGUUUGUGUUCUUAAAGAAGUAAGCAGAGUAGCAGAAGUAAAAAUGUCGGCUGGACCCUACAAUUAUUCUUAUAUUUUCAAAUAUAUUAUUAUUGGUGAUAUGGGAGUAGGAAAAUCCUGUCUGUUACAUCAGUUCACAGAAAAGAAAUUUAUGGCCGAUUGUCCGCACACUAUUGGUGUUGAAUUUGGGACACGGAUUAUUGAUGUAUCUGGGCAGAAAAUUAAAUUGCAAAUAUGGGACACUGCUGGUCAGGAACGUUUCAGAGCGGUCACAAGGUCGUACUACAGAGGUGCUGCUGGUGCAUUAAUGGUGUAUGAUACAACUCGUCGUUCAACAUAUAAUCAUUUGAGUAGCUGGCUUACUGACACAAGGAACUUGACAAAUCCUAGUACUGUAAUAUUCCUGAUUGGCAAUAAAUGUGAUCUUGAAGCACAGAGAGAUGUUACAUAUGAGGAAGCUAAACAGUUUGCUGAUGAAAACGGUCUUAUGUUUGUGGAGGCUAGUGCUAGAACAGGAGAAAAUGUUGAAGAAGCAUUCCUUGAGACAGCUAAGAAAAUCUAUCAGAGCAUUCAGGAUGGCAGGUUGGACUUGAAUGCUGCCGAGUCUGGAGUGCAACACAAGCCAGCUCAACCUGGGCGUAACACUCAGCUGAAUGAUCAACAGGCCAAUAAAGACAGCUGCGCAUGCUAGGUUCAAACGAGCAUGUCUGUCAUAUCUGUGUAAGGGUGCUGUGUCACUGCUUGUGUGAAUAUCCCCAGUGACUAUUGAGUCAUCAGUGAUAACAUUUCUUUGUGAUACAACUAACGUCCGAACUGCUGGAAUGUCCAGCAUGGGGACUUGAUUAACGGCUCUAUGCAAGGCAACAUGUUUCAUGAAUUCCAACGCGGGUAGGUUUGCACUUUUAUCUUGAGGCACCUUGCUUUGAUCUGUGAAAGAAGACAGAGUUCUCGUCUAGCAAAUUAUGAUCAUAAAAUGGAACAUUUUAUUUAAUUCUACAGUCAUCGAAGACCUGAACUUUCUUUCUUCAUUUCUCCAACAAACUCUAUACUGCCUACUGACUAACAAAAUACCUCUUCAUUUAUCUGUUAAAUGAAAUAUUAUAAGAGCCCCUUCACCACUUUUCUAUUUAAAUUGGGCUACUGAAAUAGUUUUGUUAUUUUUGACCAUGAGACACUAUUUUCUGUUAUAACGCAACUUACCCUGACUCUACUUGUACGCUGUAUUGUAUAUAUUGUAGUAGUUGUUAGGCUUUCUGUGGUUAAGGAUCUAUUCUUUGUAUUGAAAAGUUAUCUAGAUUUUUGGAUUUUAAAAUCCUGGUUGAGAUUACAAGAGCUUUCAGCUGUAGCAUUGUGCAGUUAUCAUAAUCUCAGACAUAGGACCAUCACUAUUUUUUUUAUUAUGAUUAUUUUUAUUAGUGAUAUGCAGAUUGCUCAUAAGAACAAAAACACUGGGAAUUUCUUCCUUCUCAAGCAGCAGAGGGUGGGUGGGUGGCCCAGGGAGCGUUGUCAGUAUCUACUAACACCAUGUGGUACGUCAGCGGAAUGAAUGCUGUAAAUGAUCUCCAUGCUCCCUUCCAUUUAGACCCCAGCAUGCUGUUAAUCUUGAGGGUCUGUGACCUGAUCCUUGGAAAUGUAAAUGAAUUCUAUUAUUACAGAGUGUCCUUCAGGUGUUUUCUCUGGUAGAUAUUUUAUUAUUAUUAAUAUUAUUGGGUAAUGUAGAUACAGAAUAUUGUUUUGUUAUAUUCUCAUUAUGGGAUUUUCAAUAAUGGGUGAUAACAUUGGAGAUUUCUCCUAAAAUUUCAAGCCAAAGAUGUCUGAAUUAUAAAUAUUGUAUCAUUUGUCUAUUGUUAUUCGGGAUAUAGUUCGAAAAUUACACAGUACGGUAUUGUGGACUUGAAAUUGACUUGAUAGUGAGGAAAAGGUAUUGUAUUCUUCUUUAAUCAAUAAUGCACCAUGAAAACACUUUUUUCCAUUUAAUUAGGUUCGUUGUACAUUGUUACAAACAUGGGUGUAAACAUUAUUACUAGUUAUUUAGGGUUUGAAAGAAUGUGUGUUUAUGUGCAUGUAGUUUGUGUUCAUGUUGUACAGCUAUGACUCAAGAAUUUAAAAAUGAUUAUGAGAGGCCCUAAUAUUCCAUAACAUAUUAAAUUUACAUUUGUGCUUAUUGUACAACAUUGCAUUUUAGUUACACUUACUAGAACAAACUCUGGUAUACAGCAUGUGCCUUGUCUCACUAACCCAGUCAUUUUAUGACCAAAUUUGGGUGUUGAGCAGGGGUGAAGUGGAAUGUUGUACAAGGAAUCAUAAAAUGUUGCAUGAUUCAGGAUUUGAAUGUUGAGUGGCAGAAUGAUUGUGUGGGAGAAAAAUUAUAUAUUGGGAGAUAGUUUAAAAAGGCUCUCUGUUUGGUGCUGAAGGGUCACAUGAUCUGUUAGUAAACUGGCCAAUAGGGAGUAAUAUUUUUUCCAGUAAAGGAGGUAGCAGUUUCAUUUCAGAUUUGUUUGGAUGAGUUCUUUACCGGUCAAGUGAGCCUUUUUAAAAAUCAUGUCAUUGUCUAUUCUAACAACCAUACGAUACUGUUUGUGUGAACUUUGUAACAUAUAUUGUAUCAUGCAUUAAGUUAAUGAAGUAGCAUCAUAUGUAAACUGGCUAAAAUUUAUGUGAUCUUUAUUAUAUUGAGAACAAAUUAUAUAUAGGAAAUAGUAGGAGUUGGAAUGUUGCUUAAUUUGCUGCAUUUUUUCACAGUAUUGUCUUCAUAUAUGCUGAAUUCUCAUGAGGUUUAUUUAUUUACCAUGAAAUUAACUUAUGGAUAGAAUGUAAAGAAAAUAUAUGAAAAAUUUGUUUAAUAAUUUUUUAUUUGAAAUUAUUGAAUUAAGUUUUCAAGUAUUUUCUUAUAGAUUGAGAGGAAGGAAUACAUUAUUUCAUAGUAGUUAUGAAAUUAAAAUGUUCUUUGGACAGCUGUUGUUGGCAACAAUAUUCUUUAAAGAAUUAUGAAAUUUGUUCAUAAUAUGACCAGAAACUGUUGUCAACAAAGCAUUUUUGGAAUAGAUCAAUAAUUUCAAAUUUGUAUCCAUGUAUCAUUAUCUUGUUAUGAGUGGGGUAAGAUUUUUGUUAAAUCUAAAUAUUUCAUUGGUAGUUAAUUUUAUGUACUGUACCUCCAAUUAAAUCUGUAAUGGUUGCAUCCAUAACUGUAUUGUGCUGGUCACUUGUCCCCCACCUUGAGCUGUAUCACUCUGAAUAAAACGACAUUCCGACAAAGUUAUUUUGUAAUUCCU